Messenger RNA from Lingula anatina, 4782 nucleotides. RefSeq lists its product as uncharacterized. Lineage: Eukaryota; Metazoa; Brachiopoda; Lingulata; Lingulida; Lingulidae. The record is from RefSeq and is a predicted model, not a curated record. Gene Ontology annotation, cellular component: endoplasmic reticulum.
CUUGUUAGCUAAGUUUUCAAAUGAUUAAUGCAACGUUUAGCCGUUAGGUGGCAGGUCGAUCGUGGCAGGUGAGAAAUACGGUCUAAAAGUCUAAAAGCCCAUUGGACCUACAGCCGGUUUAAAGGCGAACUAAAACUAACAAAUAUAAUGUAUUUUAUAAAGUGGUCCUGUAUGAGUUUGGAACCACAACUGAAUAGCUUCCUCAUGAAAACAUGAAAAAUACACUUUCUUGUAUAACUAAUGGAACUCUUUUGUAUCUGUAGGGCGGAAAGUAUAUUGUAUGGUAAUCGAAAACGACACAGCUGAUCUUGAGAAAAACUCUAAAUAAUUUGGUGAAAAUGGACAAAACUUAACAUCUGCUAGACCUAUGCCACAGUUGGAGAAGACCAAUACUUCAAAGAGUGCAGUAAGAUAUGGAGCGGAUUAGUCGACAGGUGACAUGGUACCAGCAGAAGAUUGGUUACUAUGAUCAGCAGUUGUGGGAGCACUCUGUAGAACAGAAAGUCAUCAAGAAUAUAGAUCAUCUCCCAAGGAAGACAGCCAGUCUGAAACCUGAGCUAAUAGAUGUGGACUUAGUGAGGGGUUCCACCUUCACCAAGGCCAAACCAAAGCAACCCUGGUCCCACAUCACCAGGAAGAGUCUCAUACGGGUCAUACUGUUCCCUUUCUUCUGGAGGUGGUGGCAGGAGCAGACGUCAACCAAGCUGGUCCUGCUUCUGUUCUUCCUGUAUUGUUGCCAAGUGACUGCCACUGUUAUAUACUUUGUGGAAGCAGGGAAUGAGGACUAUUUGAAUUAUGAGUCUGUGUCCAUCAGUGAAGUGGCCAGCCCUAUGCUCCUCAUGUUAUUUCUGGGUGUGGUCCACUCACAAAUCAUCUCUACACACAUCACUCACAAAGGGAGGAAGAUGCAGAAGAAGAUUAAAAAACAGGGAAGCAAUGCAAAAAAGAAGAAGAAACAAGAGCGCAGGAAGUACAAAGUUUUCCCCAAUGAGAGUGGUGGCUCUCAGGAGACGACAGCCAUGGAGGAAGAGGCCAUCACUCAUUCUGAUAACUCGCCAUUAGUGGAACGCUCAUCGCGUAAACAAUCACGCACGAACAGCGAAAACCAAAAGAGAAGAAGGAAACCGUCUCUGAAAAUGACAGGCUCUGACAAACCAAAUCAAAACUGCAUUGUAGAAGAGAUUCUGGCAAAGGAAAACCAUAGCAGUGGUAACCUGGUGCAUGGUAUCCAUGGCAACAGUGAAGACCAGGAUGAGGCUGGAGUUGAUCAGGAUCUGAACGGUUUGGACCUUCCGAAUACUCAAUCAGCUAGUUACAAUCAGCGUGUUAACGAUACUGUCCUCGAGGAGCACAGUCCCACUGUCACAUUUUGUCAGUUUGAUAUACAAAGCCAAAGAGAGACCAGACUUAAAUUGAGAGAAGAUGAAGGCUUGGUGGAACCUGAAGAUGGCGGGCAGGCAGAGCCCAGUGCUUACUUGGAACUUUCUCUGGAAGAGACACAGCCUCCAGUGCCAUCUGGGCCUCACAGGGUGUCCUUUACCAGGGACAACCCCAGGGUAUUAAACCCCAAGGCUGACCCCAGAGAACUAAACAUCAAUGGUGGCCCCAGGGUAUUAAAUGCCAUUGCUGACCCCAAGGGUUCAGCUGCUAAUGAUAAUCACAGGGCACUAAACUCCAGUGAGAACCACAGGGUAAGAGAUCUCUACCUAGACUUGCCAGCUUACACUGUGAACAGAGAGGACGGAGUACACACCGAGGAAGAUGAGGAGGAGGAGAAGGAGGAAGAAGAGGUGAUAAGCGGAGUGGAGAGGGACCGUCUUGUACCAGGUCUUGGCCUGGCUAGGGAGGGCUUUGGUGCCCAUCUAACUGAGCCUAUCUCUACAGACACAACUGACCACUCAGACACGGAGGAGAGAGCACAGGUAUUUCCCCAACCGCAGGAAAGUAGUCUAGACGACAGCGAAACAGAGGAUCAUUCAAAGGACAGCACUACAGCCAGGGACAUGUCAGACCACAGCAGCAACGGUCAGUGUGAUGGAUGUGACAAUCCAGAUUGCAGUAGAUGUGACAAUGCCAACAACUCUGAUUGUGUCAGAUGUGACACUUUCCAAACUCUCUCAACAGAACACUUCGAAUACAAAUCUGACGAUCCCACCGACGCGACAACCUGCAACACAGCAGAGAACCCCUUCGAGCCAAUAACGGAGUUCGCAGGAGAAAUCAUUUUGCCUCAGGAUGGCCAUUUUGAACUGAAUGGACUGCGAAUUCCUGCUGAUGAGCCAAAGAAGAGAACAGAGGGAGAGGGGAGCUCAGAUCCCGGAUAUGACACGGGGCGGUCCUACAUCCCCUCUGACAAGGAUCAAGAACAGGGUAAAAUUGAUCUUGUUGGUAUAAAGCAUCGAAAGGCCCUGAACCAGAAAGUGGACACUGUUCAGAGAAACAGGACAUCAAGUCGUAUAGAAGACCAGCUGUCACAGGAGGAAAAAGAGUGUCCAGAACAUAAAGCACACGUCCCUGACCCCGUGAUAACAUUGAACUCCGAGCCCUUGGAAGAUGUCCCUAUAGACCUGCCACCAGAUGGCGCCACGAGUGGUGUCUUGGGAUCUGGGACACCAGAUAUGGUGGAAGGUGACGAAAAUGCCGGCCACUCCCCUCACAUAAGUUUUGGAAACGGGGCAGGUAGUUGCACCAGGCCGAAAACGGAAUACAUCCCCCUUUCAGACCAGGAGAUGCAUUGUGGGAAAAUUGACCUCGUUGGGAUUAAGAAACGCAACCUGGUUGGGAUGAAUCUCAGACGAAGGAGAAAGAGUAACCAAAAGAUUGACGUGGUCAGCGAUGCGGGGUCAAGUGUCCAGCUGAGGUCAGCUCUGUCCAGUAGAAACCGUCCAAGACAUCCCGAGACACUGCUUUUAAAGCAGAGUAAUGAUACAAGAGUGAUGAGCUCCUGUGAUUCUGAUCCAGACUGCCCUACUCCUAAUACACCUGCUUUAUCUAAGGGUCAGAUAUCUGAGAUGGACUGGGAUGACAACAUGCACUCUGACGUGGCCACCAGUGACACCAGUAGCUGUACUUCAGACUCUGAGGGGGGAGUCACGCUACAUGAUGACCCAUUUGGCUGUGGUCUGCCAUCAUUUCCAUUGAAUGACUUGGCCACUCCCAUAGAUAGAGUAAGCUGCGUGGUUUGGGAAGGCAAUGAUACCAAAAAACUCGACCUGUCAACCUUAGACUUAGGCUGUGCUAUUAUACAGAAAGUUGACGCCCAACAAGAGUCACGUGACUUCAUCAGCAUCGGUGUCUGGGUCUCUCUGGUCCUGGCCUUCAUCCCUCUGGGGUUUAGGUGGUAUUUCCACAAGGGGGCGCUGGAGUAUACAUCCAUGAAGAGCUGGUUCCUCCUAGCAGCAGACUUGUUUGGCUCUCACUGGAGGGUGAUAUUUGUUGUUCUCAAUGGAGUUUUACAACGCAUGGUGCUGUGUGUUAUUUUCUUUUUCUUGCUGUCUGUGGCAGAAAGGACAUUUAAACAGCGAUUGAUGUACGCUAAACAUUUCUGCUACCUCACUUCCACCCGCCGAGCUAAGAAAUAUGAUCUCCCGCAUUUCCGCCUCAAUAAAGUGAGGAACAUAAAGGCAUGGUUGUCACUGCGCUCCUACAUAAAGAAACGAGGUCCUCAGCGUUCAGUGGAUGUGAUAGUGUCUGCAGCAUUUCUUCUUGAAAUCAUCCUAGUGGCUCUGAUGUCUUUUCAGCUCCUAAAGGACAGUGAGGAGUACCCAAAGCACCUUUAUAACUGGGAGGUGAUUGUGUGGUUUGUGGCCCUGUCCGUGUUCCUCCUAAGGUUCAUGACGCUGGGUAGCAAAAUCAACAAGAAGUACAGACACCUGUCUGUGUUAAUUACGGAGCAGAUUAACCUGUAUCUUCACAUGGAGCAAAAACCACACAAGAAAGAGGAACUGAUGUUAGCUAACAAUGUGUUGAAGCUCGCACAGGACUUAUUUAAGGAGCUGGAAAGCCCCUUCAAGAUCUCUGGACUGUCCGCUAACCCAUUUCUCUACAACAUCACCAAAGUGGUCAUAUUGUCAGCUUUUUCUGCCAUGUUGACCGAACUACUGGGCUUUAAACUCAAACUCUACAACCUCAAGAUAAAAACUUGAAAAGAUAGAAGGAAAUAAAUGGGGAAAAUGGAUGAAAGAGAUCCAGACUGAAAUCUGUAACUAUAGCAUGAGUGUGAUAAAUAGAGAAGCCACACAAAGAGUUUUGGAGUCUUGGAAGUAGAAGUGAAAGGAAAAAUAUCAACAAAAGAGGGAGAGGAAAAGAGAGAGAAAAAAUGAUGUAUUAAAAAUACAGGAAAGGCAGGCAGGUGAAAGGUGAUCCUGGCGAUUUUUUAAAAGUUGUCUUAGGAGAAAAAUGAAAUUGUCCAUGAAGGAAAGCACAUGCUUACUUGAAGCUUUACUCACUUAAGUCGAGACCUUUCAACAUACCCACCAAUAAGAGUAGAACAAUCUUUGAUAUCUUAGAUAGCCAUACUUCUAGUCAGGCCUUAAAUGUUUUGCUCUAAUAAUAUAAUAUGAGACUUAAUGUCUGUUAUUUACAUUGAAAUUCUAUGUUUACAAAACACUUCAUUCAGUAUUUGUUUAUACCCAUUUAUUCUGUGUUGUUGUUUUUUAUUAGUUUGACAUUUUGUGAUAAGUAUUUUAUUGUUGUUAUUAUUAUUAUUUUGGAGAAGAAAGAUGUAAGUGAUACAAUGAUGUGCCACAACCUGCCAUCCCCAGAAUUACAUGCAUUGCCAUA